AUGGCCGGCCACUCCGCCUCUGCUUCUUCUGUCUCCGAAGAAAGGCUGCAUGCCUGGAGCUUGCAGUAUAUACGUUUGAAAGCCACCGUGGUGCUCAUGCGGACCCUGAUGUACUCGCUCAAGUCUCUGCAUCCCCUCAUUCGCGGCCCUCAACCUGCCUUGCCCCAUGCAUUUGAACGUCAAGAGGUCAAUCUUCCUUCCCGUCAGAGCGGACGUACCAUCAAGGCGCACAUCUAUCGAUCCAAACAUGUCGCCCCCACUUCCGACGGCGACCUCGCUCCUCUGCCUGUCCACAUCUCCUGGCACGGCUCCGGUUUCGUUCUGCCAAAUCUCGGCGAGGACUAUGGCUUUGUCGCCCAUGUCCUCCGGAAGCUCGGUCCCAACUGCAUCUUUGUCGACGCAGACUAUCGCAAGGCUCCCGAGCAUCCUUUCCCAGCAGCUAGUCACGACGCUCAGGAUGUAGUCAACUACGUUCUAUCUCAGCCAAAAGUGUACGAUGCCGACCGAAUCACACUCGGUGGCGUCUCGGCAGGUGGCAAUCUUGCUCUCGUCGUCGGCGCUCAGCUCGGCCCGCAGCGCAUUGCUGGUGUCGCUGCGCUGUACUCGGCAGUCGAUUUCACCAUCAAACCCGGCACACGCCCUCUGCCCACCAAAGACCGGCCCGACAGCGGCUUCCCUCUGCCAACCUGGAUGAGCCACAUCUUUGUCGACUCCUACUUUGUUCGCGAAGAGGACAAGAGCCAUCCACUCUGUAGCGUCUACUACGUCGAUGCCGCCCGCUUCCCUCCCCUCCUCCUUGCAUCUGGUCAGGUCGACUACCUCCAUGCUGCCUCCGAAAAGCUCGUCCGCAAACUUACAGAUGCGGGCAGGACAGACGCACGCUUCAUCAGUGUCGAAAAGGAAGGCCACGGCUUCGACAAGAUUCCAAGAGGACCAGCAUCCGUUAAGCGCAGAGACUACGUGUACGACGAGUUCGCCGACUUUAUACAACAAUCCUGGUCAAAGACAUCAGCGCCUCGUAAAGCUCAACUCUAG
Molecule: messenger RNA, 1035 nt
Organism: Kalmanozyma brasiliensis GHG001
Lineage: Eukaryota; Fungi; Basidiomycota; Ustilaginomycetes; Ustilaginales
Product: Alpha/beta hydrolase fold-3
Exons: 1
Coding region: 1-1035 (344 amino acids)
Molecular function (GO): hydrolase activity
Source: RefSeq, a predicted model, not a curated record